Messenger RNA from Cavia porcellus (domestic guinea pig), 1648 nucleotides. RefSeq names its product advanced glycosylation end-product specific receptor (gene Ager). Gene Ontology annotation, molecular function: signaling receptor activity; laminin receptor activity. Gene Ontology annotation, biological process: regulation of inflammatory response; regulation of p38MAPK cascade. Gene Ontology annotation, cellular component: plasma membrane. The coding region runs from base 152 to 1477 and encodes 441 amino acids. The record is from RefSeq and is a predicted model, not a curated record. The transcript is spliced from 10 exons. Lineage: Eukaryota; Metazoa; Chordata; Mammalia; Rodentia; Caviidae.
GGGCUCUUGUGGAAGAGGCCUGAAUUCCUGGCAUUCCCUGUGCCAACACAAGACAGAGCAGGGGGCAGGGGUGAGGGGACAGGCCCCACCUAGGGCGGUGGCCACAGCAAGGGAAAGGGCAGACAGAGCCAGGGGCCUGGGAGGAGGCAGGAUGGCAGCUGGAGCAGCCACGGCUGGAGCCUGGGUGCUGGUCCUCGGUCUGUGGGGGGCAGCAGUCAUGGUAGGCAGCCAGAAUAUCACAGCCCGGAUUGGGGAGCCGCUGCUGCUGAACUGCCGGGGGGCCCCCAAGAAACCACCCCAACAGCUGGAAUGGAAACUGAACACAGGCCGCACAGAAGCGUGGAAGGUCCUCUCUCCCCAGGGAGCUGCCUGGGAUAGUGUGGCGCGUGUCCUCCCCAAUGGCUCCCUCCUCCUCCCGGCGGCUGGGAUCCAGGAUGAGGGGACUUUCCGGUGCCGAGCAAUGAACAGGCACGGGAAGGAGACCAAGUCCAACUACCGGGUCCGAGUCUACCAGAUGCCCAGCAAGCCAGAGAUUGUAGAUGCAGCCUCAGAGCUCACAGCUGGUGUCCCCAGCAAGGUAGGGGAAGAAAGCAGACAGAAAGUGGCUCUGCAAAUGCGGUUAUGUGUGUGGCAUCUUGGGUGUUCAGAGGAUGACGAGAUCACGGCUCUCCCCCAGGUGGGGACAUGCGUGUCUAAGGGAGGUUACCCAGCAGGGACACUCAGCUGGCACUUGGACGGGAAGCCCCUGACACCUGAUGGGAAAGGAGUGGCUGUGAAGGAACAGACCAGGAGACACCCGGAGACAGGGCUCUUCACUCUCCAGUCGGAGCUGACGGUGACCCCAGCCCCAGCCCAGGAAGGGGCUGCCCACCCUACCUUCUCCUGCAGCUUCAGCCCAGGCCUCCCCAGGCGAAAGGCCUUACACUCUGCCCCCAUCCACCCCAGUGUGUGGAAGCCUGGUCCCCUAGAGAAUGUGCAGCUGGUGGUGGAGCCAGAAGGUGGAAUAGUGGCUGCAGGAGGGACAGUGACCCUGACCUGUGAAGCCCCUGCCCAGCCUCCUCCUGAAAUCCACUGGAUGAAGGAUGGAAUGCUCCUGCCCCUUGACCCCCGCCCUGUGCUGCUCCUCCGGGAAGUAGGGCUUCAAGACCAGGGGACCUACAGCUGUGUGGCCACCCACCCCAGCCUCGGGUCCCAGGAAAGUCCUGGGGUCACCAUCAGCAUCUCGGAAGCAGAUGUGGAGGGGCAACCCAGAGGCUCCGUGGGAGGCUCAGGGCUGGGAACUCUCGCCCUGGUGUUGGGGAUCCUGGCAGCCCUGGGGAUAGCUGCCCUGCUCAUUGGGGUCAUCGUGUGGCAGAGGAAGAGACGUAAAGGAAAGGAGAGGAAGGCCCCGGAGAGCCAGGAGGAGGAAGAGGAACGCGCGGAGCUGAAUCAGUCAGAGGAGCCAGAGACGGCUGAGAGCGGCCCAGGAGGGCCGUGAGGGCCCCAGACAGGCCCGACCAUCAGUGCCCUCCCCAUCACCCUUCCGCUGCACUGCACUGACCCCAGACCUCCAGCCCUCCUGUCAUCCCUGCCCCACUCUCUUCCACACCAAGCCCCUGUGAAUGAACCAUGCUGAGUAAACACCUGACACAUCAGGCUGUUCACACUG